Cercospora beticola is the source of this 1800-nucleotide messenger RNA. RefSeq names its product actin (gene ACT1). The record is from RefSeq and is a predicted model, not a curated record. Lineage: Eukaryota; Fungi; Ascomycota; Dothideomycetes; Mycosphaerellales; Mycosphaerellaceae.
CAAGGCCAAGUUGCAGCAAGUUGGAAGUGUUUUCGAUCUCGCCGGCGAUUCGCGCUGCUCUCUCCGAAAAUCGACUGUCCUGGCCCGUGCCUGCCGCUAACUGGAGGCUGUCGGUCAACACCUCUCUCCCAAGACUUCUUCACCGCACCCAGAGGCGCUUCAGCUUGUACUCAACUCCACAUACCACAAACACUGUCCACCCUUGCCACUGCCUGCUUCCUCACGCAUUACCGCUGUGAGGUCCAUCAGAGCACGCCCGCACCCAUUUUCGACGUCACCACACCACAAACACCGCCGCCAUGGAGGAGGAGGUCGCUGCCCUCGUCAUUGACAAUGGCUCUGGUAUGUGCAAGGCCGGUUUCGCCGGUGACGAUGCGCCACGAGCUGUCUUCCCAUCCAUCGUCGGACGACCGCGCCACCAUGGUAUCAUGAUUGGUAUGGGUCAGAAGGACUCAUAUGUCGGUGAUGAGGCACAGAGCAAGCGUGGUAUCCUGACGCUGAGAUACCCCAUCGAGCACGGUGUUGUCACCAACUGGGACGACAUGGAGAAGAUCUGGCACCACACCUUCUACAACGAGCUCCGUGUCGCACCAGAGGAGCACCCUGUCCUGCUCACCGAGGCUCCAAUCAACCCAAAGUCCAACCGUGAGAAGAUGACACAGAUUGUCUUCGAGACGUUCAACGCACCAGCCUUCUACGUCUCCAUCCAGGCCGUCCUUUCCCUGUACGCUUCCGGUCGUACCACCGGUAUCGUGCUCGACUCCGGUGACGGAGUUACCCACGUUGUCCCAAUCUACGAGGGUUUCGCUCUCCCACACGCCAUCUCCCGUGUCGACAUGGCUGGUCGUGAUUUGACCGACUACCUCAUGAAGAUCUUGGCUGAGCGCGGAUACGUUUUCUCCACCACCGCCGAGCGUGAAAUCGUUCGUGACAUCAAGGAGAAGCUCUGCUACGUCGCCCUCGACUUCGAGCAGGAAAUUCAAACCGCCAGCCAGAGCUCUUCGCUCGAGAAGUCCUACGAGCUUCCUGACGGACAGGUCAUCACCAUCGGCAACGAGCGUUUCCGUGCACCAGAGGCCCUCUUCCAGCCAUCCGUCCUCGGUCUCGAAUCUGGCGGUAUCCACGUCACCACCUUCAACUCCAUCAUGAAGUGUGAUGUCGAUGUCCGCAAGGAUCUCUACGGAAACAUCGUCAUGUCUGGUGGCACCACCAUGUACCCAGGUAUCUCCGACCGUAUGCAAAAGGAAAUCACCGCCUUGGCCCCAUCCAGCAUGAAGGUCAAGAUCAUCGCACCACCGGAGCGCAAGUACUCCGUGUGGAUCGGUGGUUCCAUUCUCGCCUCGCUCUCGACCUUCCAGCAGAUGUGGAUCUCAAAGCAAGAGUACGACGAGUCUGGACCUUCCAUUGUCCACCGCAAGUGCUUCUAAGCGCGUCUUGCAUGGGAUAUUGGAGAUCAUUGUGCGCAUGGUACUGGCAGUGUUAUGAGCGAGGGCAAGACAUGGCAGCAGGCAUCUGGCCUCACUUUGUAGCAUGUCAGAUGCUACGAAAAAGCAUGGCAAAGUGGAGUGUUUGCGCAGCGAAUGUGGCAGGACGAUAGUGAAGCUACUCGCCCGCGCAGGGCGUCGUCUUGUUGCUCGCCUGGAUUGAGCAUUUGCUACUAGACUACUGCUUUGUUAUGCCUGAUGUACGGCCUAUGAUGGCGAGAUGACAAAAGAAAUGUACUCCUUUCCUUUUGUAUGUGUAUUGCACGAAGCUUCAACAUUCGUUAUCGCUCCCAAAAAUGUCUGUGCUUCCGCGCAC